Messenger RNA from Coniosporium apollinis CBS 100218, 564 nucleotides. Its product is annotated as Ham1 family protein. Gene Ontology annotation, cellular component: cytoplasm. Gene Ontology annotation, molecular function: nucleoside triphosphate diphosphatase activity. The record is from RefSeq and is a predicted model, not a curated record. The transcript has 5 exons. Lineage: Eukaryota; Fungi; Ascomycota; Dothideomycetes. Gene Ontology annotation, biological process: nucleoside triphosphate catabolic process. Bases 1 to 564 code for a protein of 187 amino acids.
AUGGCGCCUAAAGAGCUGAAUUUUAUCACUGGAAACAAGAACAAGCUUGCAGAAGUCAAGGCAAUUCUAGAGGAUACGGGCGUCGAGCUCAAGAGCCAGGCCAUUGAUCUUGUGGAGGUGCAAGGCACAGUCGAGGAAGUCACCGCAGAUAAAUGCAGACGAGCUGCUGAAGCGGUCGGCGGACCCGUGCUGGUAGAAGAUACAUGUCUUUGCUUCAAGGCAAUGAAGGACCUUCCCGGGCCAUACAUAAAAUGGUUCAUGCUUGCUCUAGGCCCCCUAGAACUACACAAGAUGCUGGACGGCUUUGAGGACAAGUCAACCCAAGCCGUUUGCACAUUCGCCUACUGCGAAGGACCGGGCCAUGAGCCUAUGAUUUUCCAAGGCAGGACAGACGGAAAACUGGUGCCAUCUCGCGGACCGACUGUCUUCGGCUGGGACUCCUGCUUCGAGUACGAAGGCCAGACGUACGCCGAGAUGGAUAAGGCGGAGAAGAAUAAGAUCUCCCAUCGCGGCAAGGCGCUCGAGAAGCUGAAAGCAUGGCUGGCCAGCCAUGUCCCAGAGUAG